This is a messenger RNA of Heterobasidion irregulare TC 32-1, 1395 nucleotides long. RefSeq lists its product as uncharacterized. The record is from RefSeq and is a predicted model, not a curated record. Lineage: Eukaryota; Fungi; Basidiomycota; Agaricomycetes; Russulales; Bondarzewiaceae. Bases 1 to 1395 code for a protein of 464 amino acids. The transcript is spliced from 3 exons.
AUGUCUGACUACUACAGCGACGACUCGUUUGAUGACGAGUUAUCCACACCUGGCGCAGGUCCGUCAUGCUCCCAACCCUAUGUCGACGAGACACACGGUGAGAGCGAUCACAUAGACGAGUCGGACGAGGACGUUCACCUUCCUCGGGUCAGGGGGGCUUCUAUACAGCCAUGGCCUUACGCCUAUAUCGCCCACGGUGGACACCAUAGCCCUUAUGCGCCACUCACACAUCCCUCGCUCCCUGAAACCAAUCUUGAGGUUCCAGCCUCCUUCGCGCAACGCGCGCCCGCCCGGGCCGUCCAAUGGGACGACGACAACCAGAUGGCGUGCCCGUGGCCAUUCCCGGUUCCACUUCCCGCCACACACACUUACACGGAGGCGGCCACACGCCACAUCCCUACAUCUACCUUCCCGACACUGGCGCAUCCUAUCGAGGUCGAGGAACGCCCUCUAAUGCGCUGCGCUGCGCCCUUCUCCUCACUAUUAGGCGCCGUCUAUCCGAUCCAGGGUCCGUGGAGAGACAUGGCACGGGAGAUCGUGGAAGCGCCGCGCGACAUCGUCCUUCGGGUGUUGGCCGAGGUCCCUCCGCGGAUGCCCGUCGAGGAGGUCCCGAAGCCCGCCCCAGAGCUGCCGCCGUCACCAGAAACCGCCUCGGUGCCAGUGCCGCAGGAGCACUACGUAGAUAUGGAGGAGGGGCCGAGGCGGAAGAAGGCGAGGAACGAGAAGGGAAGUGAAGGGGAGGGGGAGGGCCAGGGAGAAAGCCAGGGAGGGAACGGCGCGAAGGCGGAGAGGCGCAUAGUCAGGAGGCCGCGCAUGCCCCCGAUCGCGGGGUGUGGGCUGUUUUCAGUCAGGCUGCCGAGCCACUAUGCGGCGAGAGGGAGAGAGAUGGUGGGGGUGCAAAGCCAGAUCCAUGUGGUCCAUCCACAGGCGCACAGCAGCGCCCUCAAACAGAAUACAAAUACAUCGACGACGUCCACCCACAGGGUGGAGAUCCCCAUAGGUGAGCCAGUCCCCGAGACUGUACUGCAGUCCAUCGAAGGGCCCUCGACGGCGACACCUGGGGAGGAACAGAGAGGCGCGCGAAAGCGCAAGAGGGCUGACCCUCAUAUCUGCGACGGCCCCGACGGGUGUAGCAAGCGGCUGUCGUGCCCGUACGACAUGCCCCGACACAAGGCGACUCUGCGCCAUGAAGGAGUGCGCAGGUUUCCAUGCGACGACUACAAAGUCCCAUUCGUGCGCAAAGAUGAAGUGCUUCGCCACAAGCGGGAUCACUGCCCGAACAGGGCCAGGACAGAUAACGGCAAGGAUGGUCCCUCGCAGGGCCCGAGAGACGAUGGUUCAGGGGGCGGCGGAGGGGGCAUGGGGGUCAUGGGGAAUGGUCUGCUCAGCGGAUAG